UGAUCGUAAUAUUAGUAUUUUACCACUUUUUGAGCUGUGACUUGCUGUGACCCGUGUCGAUCUACCCAAACGUGUGGAAUGGUAUGAUAAGGGCGCUGAGAACAAUAUUAACAAAAGCAACCAGUUUCUGUGGACGUGUGCAAUGGCAGAAGGUGGUCCCCAGCCGGCCUCUCUUGGCCCAUCGUCUGUAGACAGCACCGAUCUGUCGGACUCGAACCUGCUCGAUUGUCCUGUAUGUCUGGAGCAGUUACGUCAGCCGAAGUCUCUACCGUGUCUCCAUUCUCUUUGUGAGGAAUGUUUGAGUAGGUACAUCGUCAAUGAGGUGUCGGGGACGAGCGAUGCGACGACUUCCUUUACCUGCCCGGUGUGUAGGACGUUAACUCACCCCAUGGACAAAACAGAGGACAAAGAAAAAUGGGCCAAGCAGUUUCCAACUGACAAUGUUGCCAUAGAGAUUAUACAACUGAAAAACGGGACGACAGAACCACAUUACUGCAUGCCCUGCCAAAAGAAAGGGAAGAUGACAACGUCUGCACAAUUCUGGUGUAAAACAACCCAGUCUUUAUUCUGCCAGUCCUGUAAGGUGGAUUUCCAUGAUAUGAUUCACAUCAACUGUGACAUCGUAGAUAUAACAGAGUCGAAGAGUUUCCUACUAAAGCAGUUAACAUCUGACAAGACAUGUGAUAAACACAAGGAAAAGAUGGAUUACUAUUGCAUGGACCACAAGUCCCUUGGCUGUUGUAAAUGUAUCACUGUUGGUCACAGAAAAUGUGAAGAAGUGGCGACGACAGAGGAUUACUGCGAGAAACUGGAAAGCAGUUCACGAUUACAGGAAAUGACGAAAUCUCUACGACAAGGGACAGAGGCAAUGGAAUCUCUAAUCAGAGAUUUUUAUCUUCAGCUUCAGAACAUUGCUGACGACAAAGACACAGCACUGAAAAGCAUCGAAGACCUGCAUGAACGGAUAAAUAUAUGUAUCAACGACAUGAAAAAGGAAAUAACAGACGACUUGGUCAGAGCGUACAAAGAGGAGAAAGAAAACCUGAAGCUAUCUAGUCAGAAAUGUGAACGGUUAAAGGUUGCUAUACAGAACACACUGGAGUCGUCCACCACAGCAAUGCAAGGCAACGACCACAUUGAAACAAUCCUGCUAUACCAGAGAGGUCAGACGGAGGUCGAAUCCUGUAAGGGUUUGGUGAGAGAGAUGCGGAAAUCCCUUUCAACUAUCACUCUUGAGCAUAAAACUGACCCUGAUGUGACAAGCCUGGGCAAAGUUUUGAAUUUUGGGAAAAUCGUUGUCCGAAAGCAGGGGAGAAUUUCUCCAUCUGGUACAAAGACAUUCGCGAAACCUUUAUCCGAAUGUGAAGUGAAGGAAGUAAGAAAGGUCAAUAUCAAAUGUCCAUCCGAUACGUCUGAUUGUGCUGCACGGGGAGUUGUUUACCUUGACGACGGCAGAAUUGUGGUGAGUGAUUACAGAAACAAGAAGAUCAAGCUGAUCAACACAGAGGGAGAUAUUGUAGACGAGCUGAAGAUGGGUGGAAAUCCCUAUGAUCUGUGUAUGGUGGACAACUCCACGGUGGCGACUGCUAUAGACAUCCCUGGUGGUAUACGUAUACUGACAGUCACUCCCUCCAAACUUACCCUGGCGUCUGAAAUAAACACAGAGAUGCCAUGUUACGGUAUAGCGUAUAGAGAUGGCGGAUUCGUCGUGAGUUCAGGAUCCGAGGUUUUCAGUGUGAUCCGUGAUGGUACAAAAGUAACGACACAGAAACUAUAUGGGGGUACAGAUACAGUAUUUGCUUUGUCUUAUGAUUCAAAGUAUGGACGACUCUACACCACCAAUUACUCAUACAGUACUGGCAGUCAGGCUGUUGGUAAGUUGUCAGAUGACAACAAGCACUCUGACGUUUUGAAGGUUGGUGUAGUUAAGACUGCGUAUGGAGUGGACGUAGACGGGGAGGGUAACGUCUAUGUCUGUGGUUACGGCUCCAACAACGUGGUACAGAUGUCCGGGGACGGGACCAACGUCCGGGAACUGUUAACGGCAGCGGACGGUAUCGACAACCCUGAGGCAAUAUCUGUAUGUGGGGAUAGGCUUGUGCUCACCAACCUUUCCUCCAAACAGUGUAACUUUAUCACGGUGUUUCAACUUAUUUGAUAAACAAUUUACACAUUGACACCUAAUGUGAGGUUCAUUAUGGGUCUAAUUGAAAAUAACUCUAUUUUUUUACUUUCAAAACUUAGUAAAAUGUACUCGCAAUCUACAAAUAAUCAACUUAUAAUAUGUAGAGUAUAAUUAGUGUGACCGGUGUAUUUUUCCUCUCAAUUGUAGCCAAAGACUAUAUAAUAAGCUGAAUAUAGGAGGAAUAUAAUGCCGAUACAAUCCGACCCUUCGCUUUAAAUUUCAUUCUUUUUUUUUAGUUUAGUGAAUUAUACUUAUGUUAUCUUUCCAUUAAGAUAUACACAAUGAAAUUGUUUUAACAAAUAUUUUCAAAAAUGACAAAAAAAUAUGCCUGUGUUAAAAUUCCAUUUGGAAUGAAAAUUAAAGGAUUUCC
Molecule: messenger RNA, 2555 nt
Organism: Mizuhopecten yessoensis (Yesso scallop)
Lineage: Eukaryota; Metazoa; Mollusca; Bivalvia; Pectinida; Pectinidae
Product: transcription intermediary factor 1-alpha-like
Exons: 2
Coding region: 143-2158 (671 amino acids)
Source: RefSeq, a predicted model, not a curated record